This is a messenger RNA of Funneliformis geosporum, 211 nucleotides long. The record is from the annotation of a GenBank genome assembly. Lineage: Eukaryota; Fungi; Glomeromycota; Glomeromycetes; Glomerales; Glomeraceae.
CUCUAGAUAAAAGUGAUGAUUCUAUUAUAGAUAUUAAUAAUGUUUCGCUAAAAAGUAAAGAGAUUUUUAAUUCUAUUGAAAUGAAUGACGAAAGUUUAUAUGAAGAUCUUCUUCCGCCUGUUAAAGAAUUACUUUUAAGUAAUGACCAUAGCAGUAAUUUUGAAAAUAUUAUAUUUGAUUCAAUAAUAAAUCAAGAUAUUUUAGAACCUGA